AUGACGACUCUUUUCCUAGAACCUGAGGUUCGUGAGCUUGCAACGCGGAUUCAUGUCGGAAUUGGCAAUGAUAUUGAACCCUUUCUUGCGGACCGCAUCUCGAAAAGUCUUGAGCGUAAAGCCGCACGCGAAAGAUCCCGUCUGGCUAAAAGAAAUCAUCUCCACCGUGCUCUUAUUGCCAAUGGACUUACCCAACCUCCCACUCUCAUAAAUACUCUGGCGCACUUCCUUGAACCAGGUCGCGAUAGGCGACCUGCAAUGCCGGUGCUGGAAAUUGUACGCAUGAAACUUUUGCAGCAGCGUUUACAAACAGAGAACUUACAUCUUCAACCGCGAUACAACAUAUUCCGCGACUCACGUGACAAGGCACUGUUUGAAUUGUUUUGCAGAGAAUUUGAUCUUUUGCCACCUCAAAAGCAAACGAACUCGGAGGAUGGAGAGGUGGAAAUAGAAGAUCGCAUCAAGCUUUAUGAACACCACCGGAAAGAGUGGGCUUGGACUUCAAUCCCUGAAGGUGUCACAUCAAUGCUUCGGAAGCAGAUAAUCAUUUCUCCUAGCCGACAUGACAGUUGGGAGAAUACUGUCAGCAUACUCAACGAGCCGCCAUGGAGUUGGGCAUGUUUUCCAAUUCUUGUGAAGGACGCUGCUGCUACCGUAAACCCGGAUCAUACCACUAGCCCAAAGGAGGCAAGGGAGAUGGAGAAGGAAUUAAAUAAAAUAAAUAAGUGGAAUGAAAAGGCCGAGAGUGAGAUGGCUAGGAUUACAGCACUGAUCAAGGAGAGGGGGCUGGAUAAGAAGUUGUGGGGGCCAACAAGUAAGCAGUUUAAAAGAAUUGGUCAAAUCCCCGCGAAUACCGAAGCCGCGCAGAUACUCCAGAAGAUUUCUCAUAGAUAUCCCAUUUAA
Molecule: messenger RNA, 903 nt
Organism: Morchella sextelata
Lineage: Eukaryota; Fungi; Ascomycota; Pezizomycetes; Pezizales; Morchellaceae
Exons: 4
Coding region: 1-903 (300 amino acids)
Source: RefSeq, a predicted model, not a curated record